AUGGGAGUUGCAUCCACGCUCGUCCGUGUGUUUUUGAUGGGCAGCCGCUUUAUGCAGUUUGCCUGUGCUGCAAUUGUCCUUGGAGUCACUGCCUGGUUUAUCCAUGGCUAUGGAGCGAAUGGCCAUCUCAAAUAUGAUAUAAUUAUUACCUCGUUUUCUCAUAUCUGUAAGGAUGCGGACUACACCUUACGGAAAGUAGCCCCAAUGGCUUGUACAAAUGCUGACGACAUACUUGAUAGAUGGUUGACUGCCUUCAUAUUUGCCGUGCAAGACUACAGCAGAAGCGAUUGCACGCAAAAUUCACCGCGUGGUGGAAGCUGCAAGUACAAGAGACUUAUUGAAGCUUUCACCAUAGGAGCAAUGUGGUUCUGUAUCACCUCCCUAGUGCUGGAGGUAAUGAAUGUCAUGAGCCACCACCGUGAUAAGAACUCGUAUGAUGGCGGGCACCAAAAGGAGUUACGUCGAUCGGGAGACACUGGCCGCAACGACACUUAUGGCCGACAUGUCUAA
Molecule: messenger RNA, 510 nt
Organism: Microsporum canis CBS 113480
Lineage: Eukaryota; Fungi; Ascomycota; Eurotiomycetes; Onygenales; Arthrodermataceae
Exons: 3
Coding region: 1-510 (169 amino acids)
Source: RefSeq, a predicted model, not a curated record